Durio zibethinus is the source of this 5369-nucleotide messenger RNA. NCBI's taxonomy places the organism in Eukaryota, Viridiplantae, Streptophyta, Magnoliopsida, Malvales, Malvaceae. The record is from RefSeq and is a predicted model, not a curated record.
UUUCUCAUUGGAUAAUGCUUUGGAUAAUGUAGUUGGAAUAGAAAUAGUGUUUAGGCUCACAUUGUGUUCAUAUUGGCAAUUGGAGCAAGAGUUUUUGAUAAUCCACUUCGUAAGUUUGAGUGUAGCCCUUAGCCACCAACUUGGCCUUAUACCUUUCAACAAUACCAUUCACCUUGUGUUUUAUAGUGAAAACCCAUUUACAUCCAAUUGGAUUUUUUCCUUUAGGCAACUAUACCAAUUCCCAUGUCUUAUUUUUCUCUAAGCCUUCAUUUCUAUUUUCAUGGCCUGCCUUCAUUUCUCACUGGAUAAUGCUUCAGAUAAUGUAGUUGUAAUAGAAAUAGUGUUUAGGCUCACAAGAAAAUUUUUGUGGGUUGGUGAGAAUUUUUCAAAUGAUACAAAAUUAGAGAUUGGGUAUAAUGGAUGCUUAAUACAUUCUAUGGUUCCUUUCCUAAUGGCAAUAGGCAAAUCAUAAUCAUUAUUUUUAGUUUUAGGAGAUUCAUGCUCAUUUUGAGAAAUAGAGUCAGAGAUUGUAGUUACCUCAUUUCCAGAAUUAGGAUUAGGUUCUUGGACUUUCACCGGUUUAGGAGUUGAAACUUUCCUUCUUGAGUACCCCUAUAAUUCCUUCAUAGAAUCAAGAACAAUAUUAUCCUUAGUUAUAGUUUCUAUGUUUGGAAUGUGUUCAAACUCAAAUUCAGUGUAUGACUUGGGCUAAGAAGAAACAGGUUUAGACUUGGAAGAAUUAGUGGUGAAAAAGUUGAGGAAAUAGGUUUAGACUCAAAAGAAUUGAUGGGUGAAAAUGUUAAGGAGAACAAGUCAAGCAAAAAGAAGUCUAUCAUUAUCUUCCAUGAAUGAAGUCUCUUCCUAAAGACAAGGUUGAGUAAAAAAUGGUUUACUUUCUUCAAAAGUGACAUUUGCAGACAGAAUUUUUUGGUAGGAGGAUGAUAGCAAUCAUUCCCUUUCUGAGGUAAUGAAUACAGCACAAAAAUACACUUAACUACUCUUGGAUCCAACUUUCCCCAAUUAUGACUACGAACAUGAACAAAUGAUGUACAACCAAAUAUCCCAGGUGUGAGGUUGUUUGUGGCAUUGAAAUUGGGAUAGAAUUGUGACAGUAGUUCCAUAGGAGUUUUAAAUUCCAAAACCCUUAAAGGUAACCUAUUUAUAAUGUAUGUGGCAAUGAGAACAGAUUUCCCCUAGUAGGAUUAGGGUACAUUUGUUUGAAAAAAUAAGGCUUGGGUUGUGGCUAGUAAAUAGCUAUUUUUCUUUUUUGCCACUUCAUUCUACUACAGAGUAUUAACCCAAGAUGACUCAUGAAUAAUCCUGUCUUUUUAGAAAUAGUUAGAAAGACUUUGGUUGAAAAAAUCUUUUGCAUUAUCAAACCUAAAUCUUUUGAUUUUCACUCCAAAUUGUUUUUGGAUCAUGUUUUGAAAGCUUAAAAACACUCUAUUCACAUCUGAUUUGGAUUUAAUUAAAAGAAUCCAAGAAACCCUAGUACAAUCACCUAUGAAUUAAACAAACCACCUUGCACUAGAAAUAUUAGGAAUAGUAGAGGGACCCCAUAUGUCAUUAUGAAUCAAGUAAAAAGGAGCAUAACUUCUUUUGUUGCUAACUGGAAAAGACACCUCUAUGUUUUGCAAGUUCUCAAACAUCACAAUGAAAAUUUUCAAUAUUUAAUCUUUUGAACAAAGAAGGAAACAUGUUUUUCAAAGUUCCAAAAAAAGGAUGUCCAAUACGAAAAUGAUAAAUCUAGAUUUUGUCUUUAUUGGGAGGUUUUUCAGAAAGAAAUGACAAAGGUGAAGUGCAGUGUGAGCAACCAAACAACUCUUUGUACACUUUCACCGGAAAUCUUAUAAUGGACAAUCAAACAUUGCCUCUUUCUCCAAAUCAGAUUUUACUGAGGGGUUGCAGUCUGAAAAACACCGAGUUCAUAGUUGGGGCUGUUAUAUUUACUGGUCAUGAAACAAAGGUUAUGAUGAAUUCCAUGAAUGUGCCUUCAAAAAGAAGUACAUUAGAGAGGAAACUUGACAAACUUAUACUCACUCUCUUUGGUACUCUUUUCACUAUGUGUCUGAUUGGAGCGAUAGGAAGCGGUGUAUUCAUUGACCGAAAGUACUACUUCUUAGGUCUCGGUAAAAGUGUGGAAGAUCAAUUCAACCCUAACAACAGAUUUCUGGUUGCUCUUUUGACCAUGUUGACCCUACUUACUUUAUACUCGACAAUUAUCCCUAUAUCUCUAUAUGUUUCUAUUGAGAUGAUCAAGUUUAUUCAGUCCACUCAAUUUAUCAACAAGGACUUAAAUAUGUACCAUGCUGAAACCGACACCCCUGCUUUGGCUAGGACCUCUAAUUUGAACGAGGAACUUGGACAGGUGGAGUACAUUUUUUCUGAUAAAACUGGGACUUUGACAAGAAAUUUAAUGGAGUUCUUCAAGUGUUCAAUUGGAGGUGAAAUCUAUGGUACAGGUAUGACUGAAAUUGAGAGGGGUAUUGCUGAACGAAGAGGCAUAAAGGUCCAAGAGGUGCAAGCAUCAAACAAUCCCAUACGGGAAAAGGGUUUCAAUUUUGAUGAUGUCAGGCUCAUGCGAGGAGCUUGGAGAAAUGAGCCUAAUCCUGAUGCUUGCAAGGAAUUUUUUAGAUGUCUUGCUAUAUGUCACACUGUGCUUCCUGAAGGUGAUGAGUCCCCUGAGAAAAUCAAAUAUCAAGCCGCAUCCCCCGAUGAGGCUGCUUUGGUUUUGGCUGCAAAACAUUUUGGCUUCUUCUUUUACAGACGUACACCUACAAUGAUAUAUGUUCGUGAAUCUCAUGUGGAGAGGAUGGGUAAAAUCCAAGAUGUGUCUUAUGAGAUUUUAAAUGUUCUUGAGUUCAAUAGUACGAGGAAGCGCCAAUCUGUUGUAUGUCGUUAUCCAGAUGGCAGGCUGGUACUAUACUCUAAGGGAGCUGAUACUGUCAUUUAUGAGAGAUUGGCGGGUGGAAGUGAUGCUUUAAAGAACGUUACCAGGGAACACUUGGAACAAUUUGGCUCUGCUGGAUUACGCACCCUUUGCCUGGCCUAUAGAGAUCUAGCUCCUGACAUGUAUGAGAGUUGGAAUGAGAAAUUCAUCCAAGCCAAGUCAUCUCUACGAGAUCGUGAAAAAAAGUUGGAUGAGGUGGCUGAACUAAUAGAGAAGGAUCUCAUUUUAAUUGGUGCAACUGCAAUAGAAGACAAGCUUCAAGAAGGAGUUCCAAAUUGCAUUGAGACUCUUUCUAGAGCUGGAAUUAAGAUUUGGGUGCUAACAGGGGACAAGAUGGAAACUGCAAUAAAUAUAGCUUAUGCAUGCAACUUACUAAACAAUGAGAUGAAACAAUUCAUUAUCAGCUCCGAAACUGAUGCUAUUAGAGCAGUUGAAGAAAGGGGGGACCAAGUUGAAAUUGCACACUUUAUCAAGGAGGAAGUUAAAAAGCAACUGAAGAAGUGCCUUGAUGAGGCACAGCAAUAUUUUCACACAGUCUCUGGACCAAAAUUAGCACUUAUUAUAGAUGGAAAGUGUCUGAUGUAUGCCUUAGACCCAAGUUUACGGAUAACGCUCCUUACUUUGAGCUUGAAUUGCUCUUCAGUUGUUUGCUGCCGAGUCUCCCCUUUACAGAAAGCACAGGUAACGAGCUUGGUGAAGAAAGGUGCGCGUAAAAUUACACUUAGUAUUGGUGAUGGUGCCAAUGAUGUUAGCAUGAUCCAAGCUGCUCAUAUUGGCGUUGGAAUUAGUGGGCUUGAAGGGAUGCAAGCAGUUAUGGCUAGUGAUUUUGCAGUUGCUCAGUUUCGCUUUCUUAAUGAUUUGCUCCUUGUGCAUGGGCGUUGGUCUUAUCUUAGAUUAUGCAAGGUUGUGAUGUAUUUCUUUUACAAGAAUCUUACAUUUACUUUAACUCAAUUUUGGUUCACCUUCAAUACUGGAUUUUCUGGUCAAAGAUUUUAUGACGACUGGUUCCAGUCAUUGUAUAAUGUCAUAUUCACUGCACUACCAGUGAUUAUGGUUGGGCUUUUUGACAAGGAUGUCAGUUCUUCCCUUUCAAAGAAGUACCCUGAAUUAUACAAGGAGGGAACAAGAAAUAUGUUUUUCAAGUGGAAAGUUGUUGCAAUAUGGGCCUUCUUUGCCGUCUAUCAAUCUCUAGUCUUCUUCCACUUUGUGACUGUUUCCAGUUCUGCAAGUCAAGGCUCAUCUGGUAAAAUGUUUGGUCUUUGGGAUGUCAGCACAAUGGCCUUCACAUGUGUUGUAGUAACUGUCAACUUGCGUCUGCUUAUGAUCUGUAAUUCAAUCACAAGAUGGCAUUACAUUAGUGUUGGAGGAAGCAUUCUAGCGUGGUUCUUGUUUAUAUUUAUUUAUUCUGGUAUUAUGACUCCACAUGAUCGACAGGAGAACAUCUUCUGGGUCAUAUAUGUCUUGAUGAGUACACCCUAUUUCUACAUCACUCUUCUUCUUGUUCCUGUUGCUGCACUUGUGGGAGAUUUCCUUUACCUAGGUGUGCAAAGAUGGUUCUUCCCCUAUGAUUAUCAGAUUGUUCAGGAAAUUCACAAGGAUGAAGCUGAUGAUAGUGGUCGUUCAGAUUUAUUGGAAAUCGGAAAUCAGCUUACACCUGACGAAGCAAGAAGCUAUGCUAUUUCUCAAUUGCCAAGGGAAAUAUCGAAACACACGGGUUUUGCCUUUGACUCUCCUGGGUACGAGUCAUUUUUCGCUUCACAGCUAGGUAUAUAUGCACCACAGAAGGCAUGGGAUGUUGCUCGGAGAGCUAGCAUGAGGUCAAAGCCGAAGACAAACAAAAAGAAUUGAUUCAAAGGGAAAUUAUUGUACAAUUUUUUGUUUUUUUAUUUUUCAAUCCCCCCUUUUUGAUAGUCUAACCUUGAGAAAUCUGUAAAAUUAGUCAAUUUGCUGUAGGGCUUUGUUUCUUUUUUUUUUUUUUUUUUUUUUUUGUUCCAUUAUAAAGCAUCUUUUUAGGAACCAAAUCGAGUAUCAGGGUUGUCAUGGAUGUACAGCUACAAGAAUAGACUUAAAUACGAAUUUCAUUAUCCAAAAUUUAAGUUGUGUAGACAACUUUUAGGAUAUCAUAUCUAUGGAAACCUGAAUAAAUAAAUGUCUCAUUGGUGCAAUGCAAGUACUUCCUCUCUGUUCUGACUUGGUAGACUUCCAGAAUAAGCACGCAGACUUGGGAUGCGUUUAGUACGCCAAGAAAAACUGAAAUUCUACAAUGGCAUGUGUAGGGUCGCUCUCCUACGCAAACGAAGUCAGUAAUUCUAUACUCAUAAAUAGUUGUAACAGAUAGCAAAUAAUUAUAAAAAAUGUAAAAUAAAAAUUACAUAAUUUUCUUAUCACCUAAUCAAAAGGUAAGCAAAAUUACAGAACA